AUGAUAGACGCAUUGUAUACAUUAAAUAGGAGCGCGACCGGCGGCGGCGAAGGGGGACAAGCACGGACUUGUCCACGACCUACCGCCUAGGUCCGUCUUCCAGCUUA
Messenger RNA from Chondrus crispus (carragheen), 107 nucleotides. RefSeq lists its product as hypothetical. The record is from RefSeq and is a predicted model, not a curated record. The transcript is spliced from 2 exons. The coding region runs from base 1 to 90 and encodes 29 amino acids. NCBI's taxonomy places the organism in Eukaryota, Rhodophyta, Florideophyceae, Gigartinales, Gigartinaceae.